GCAACCCGCCAUAAAACCAAAAGAAGAAGAAGAAGAAGUCGCUGCUUCCGUGGUCCUUAAACACGCGUGAUAAAGAGAGUCAAGACGGUUGUUAACUGCUGUGUUAUACAAUAAUGGGUAAAACAAAAAAAUCUCGUAAUCGUAGUAAGUUUAAUUACAAUAAAGACAAAAAGAAACUGAAAACGAAGAUAAGAAGAAAGGAGAAACCGCACAUAGAAUGUCCUCAGAUACGUAAUGCUUGGGAUGAACACAAAACAGUAAAGCAAAAUCUACGAGACAUGGGGCUGUCACUUGGGACAAAGGGUAUGCUUCCUAUUAAAAACAAAAAGGAUAUGGAAAGUAAACCAGCGGAGACAAAUGUAUUGAAACCCUACGUCAUUGAAGCAAUGGAGGUAGAGGCCAGUCUCCGUGGUGAGGACAGAACCACAUGCUCCACUGACAUGACUGAAUAUGUUCAAUACAUGGUGAAGGAACACAAUGAGGAUUAUAAGGCAAUGGCAAGGGAUGAGAAAAACUACUAUCAGGACACACCGAAGCAGAUUAAACGGAAAGUGGAAUUAUACAAACGGUGUCAUCCUAAGGAAUAUGCUGCGUUCAUUGCGUCUCUGCAAUCUCAGAAGUCUAUGUGAUGUCACAGCGAAGAACUGGUGUCUUAAACUUAUGGUCAGAAUGUCACCUUUGUGUCUGUCAAGUGUGUGGACGAGUGUAUACACAGAGAAAAGCUUUUCAACAGUUUGUUUCUACUAUGGCAACUUUCUUUUUAUAAUGUUAACUUUUAAACGACGUGUAUAUGAAUCUAGUGAGGAGCUUGAGUAUCUUCCGAAGUAUAAAAAAUUACAUUUUGUAAAUUCUGACUUAUUGAUGGGUAAGUUUAAUGUGUUUUGGCAAAUAAAAAUAAUACACAGGAGUGAAAACAACUCCAAUACAAUGCAACAAAGAAAAAAGUCUGGGUUCGGUACAAGCUAUCUCAAAAUAAUUUUGAGUUGUUUUUUUUUAAAGAGCGUUAUUGUGGUUACAUUUACAUUAAACAUGGGGUUAGGGUUAACCCUAACCC
Molecule: messenger RNA, 1054 nt
Organism: Sinocyclocheilus anshuiensis
Lineage: Eukaryota; Metazoa; Chordata; Actinopteri; Cypriniformes; Cyprinidae
Gene: nop16
Product: NOP16 nucleolar protein homolog (yeast)
Exons: 5
Coding region: 114-629 (171 amino acids)
Biological process (GO): ribosomal large subunit biogenesis
Cellular component (GO): nucleolus
Source: RefSeq, a predicted model, not a curated record